Messenger RNA from Alosa alosa (allis shad), 4010 nucleotides. It is a transcript of the gene slc25a29l, whose product is annotated as mitochondrial basic amino acids transporter. Bases 1536 to 2390 code for a protein of 284 amino acids. The record is from RefSeq and is a predicted model, not a curated record. Gene Ontology annotation, cellular component: mitochondrion. The transcript is spliced from 5 exons. Gene Ontology annotation, molecular function: high-affinity L-arginine transmembrane transporter activity. Gene Ontology annotation, biological process: mitochondrial L-ornithine transmembrane transport. NCBI's taxonomy places the organism in Eukaryota, Metazoa, Chordata, Actinopteri, Clupeiformes, Clupeidae.
AGCCAAGGGAGUUGUCCCCGAUACAGAGUAGCGAUUGGACCAUUUGCUUCCUCAAAAAGGCAAAAGUAGCCUCCUCCCGCAAGCUUGUCUCGUCACCAAAAUAGAUCAAGCGACCUUAGGUUGUGGCUGCCCAGCUCACAGGACACGUUGGUUAGGUUGUCAACGGGCACUGGAACUGCAGGUUUGCACAGUAUACAGAGUCAUAUAGGCCCUACAGUCGUAAAGAGACACAACAGUGUGAUUUUACUGCUAGCUAAUUCAGCUAGUAAGUGUGAAGCAACGAGUCGGGUUUCAUCAACCUCGAGAAGAACUUUGAUUGGACGGACGAAAACUUCAGAAACUAUUCAUUCUAAGAAGGAAUGGCUCUAGACUUUGUUGCAGGCUGUAUUGGGGGUGCUGCUGGUGUGUUGGUGGGACAUCCAUUUGAUACUGUAAAGGUGGGUUUUCAUGUUUCAUUUGAGCAUUUUAAUGUUUCAAUGCACAGUGAUGUAUUUUGUUGAGAGACUGAUUUUGGUCCCUUUGGUGUAUACAAGAGCAAAAAUGCAACUGAUAUAAUUAUGCACAUGUUUAUCAAACAUUGGCACUAUGUUUUACCUAUCAAUAGUUGUUUUUUUCAUGAGACUUAUUUUAGUCAGUGACAAAAAAAAAAACUGCACAGUGAUCUCUGCUGCCAUCUCAAAUGGAUCUGGGCAGAUCAUGGCCAGAUCAGACCCAUUUAAGAGCCAGCAGCAACUCUGUGGGUGGUAGUUUCCUGGAAAACUAGCUAAGGGCCCCCUUUCACUGGGUGGUUUAGCACUUCUCUGUGGUUACAUUGAACCUAUGGCUGGUAUUUGCCGUUACAGUCGGUGGUAUGUUAGACCAUUUCAGAGAGAGCCUGUGAGCAGUGCAUGCAAAGACCUGCUUGCUGUUAUGUAUUUUUUCUUUGGUAUGUUGAUGACAUCAGAGCUGCAGAAUGCAAGAACAAGGAGCUCUACCAUGUACAGUGAUGCUAAACUUUUUACUCUCAUCCUCUGCUACAACUUGCUCACACUCUUUGCCUACCUGCCUUUAUUUACUUGGUUCCAGCUUGUUGGCUAGCUGUUGCAAAUCGCCAUUGAGAGCUUGCAUGACAGUGGAAGUUGUUAGCACUCACACAGCUUCUCUUGCAAGGCUCUGGGCAGGUUGUGCACCUGACUACUUGACCUGAUUAUAACCCAACUUUUAUUGUGCUGCAGUCUUUCUGACACCUCUUUGUUUUUGCAUGCUGCAGCAUUAAACCACCAAUGCACCCAGUCCAAAAUAUCAUAAUAGGUUGAGGGGAAAUCAAUGGGUUUUCAGAGCAAUGUUACUGAAGCACUCCGCUCCAAGUCAGUGGAGAAGUAUAGAAGGCUCCCAUGAUUGCGUUCUGAAAGCUCUAAUAGUGUUGUGCAUUUUAAUGAACAUAUUUUAGGAGUCUGUAUUUUUGAAUAUGUUCUGUUGACUCUAGGAUCCCCCUGUAUACAAGAUGCCACAUCCAAAUACCUGAUGAGGGUGAGGGAUAUACAAGCUCUGCACGGAUGUGUGACCUAGUCAGGUUGCAGGUUCAAAGUGUGGACAAGCCUCUGUACCGUGGAACAUACCACUGCUUCCAGUCCAUUGUGCGUCAAGAGACGGUCUUUGGCCUGUACAAAGGGAUCGGCUCACCAAUGAUGGGGCUGGCCUUUAUCAACGCCAUUGUGUUUGGUGUCCAGGGCAACGCCAUGCGCCGGCUGGGCCACGACACACCCCUCAACCAGUUCCUGGCAGGUGCAGCGGCAGGGGCCAUCCAGUGCGUGAUCUGUUGCCCCAUGGAACUGGCAAAGACACGCAUGCAGACACAGGGCACGGGCGAGAAUAAGAAAUCGGCACGGAAACUCUACAAGAACUCCCUGGACUGCCUGGUACGCAUCUACCGGAAGGAAGGCUUUCGCGGGAUCAACCGGGGUAUGCUGACGACAGUGAUCCGCGAAACGCCGGCCUUCGGGCUCUACUUCUUAGCGUACGACACUAUGACGCGGCACCUGGGCUGUGAGCCUGAGGACAGCUACAUGAUCCCCAAGCUGCUAUUCGCUGGCGGCAUGUCGGGCAUCUUCUCCUGGCUCUCCACCUACCCUGUGGACGUCAUCAAGUCCCGGCUGCAGGCCGACGGCGUGGGUGGUGUGCACCGCUACAGCGGGAUCGCGGACUGUGUGCGCCAGAGCUGGGCGCGGGAGGGCUGGAGGGCGUUCACACGGGGCCUCACCUCCACCCUGCUUCGCGCCUUCCCCGUCAACGCUGCCACUUUUGCCACUGUGACUCUGUUUCUCAUGUACAUGCGUGACGAUGGGGGCGCCAACUGUGAGGUGCCGCCCCAGGCCCUUCAACAACAGCAGGUUCAGCCCACCAGCCUGUGAGACUAUGUGUGAGUGUGUGUGCGCGCGUGCUCUAGAGCACCCUCUAGAGUGUGUUACAGUCCUUGAGUGAUGGUGGACAGAUGGGGGACCUUAGAGAGGUUACAUGGAUGUUUUUAUGUCUGCAGGUGAAGUCUGCAUGUAAAUACAAAAGUGUCCCUUUUUUCUUUUAUUUCAGAAUUACUUUUUUUAUUAUUAUUUCCUCCCCAAUUCAAUCUUUAAGUUCAGCCUGUCAUUUGUUUUCUUUUAUAAUGGUUGAGUUACAGUAUUAUGUGGGUUGUCAACAAGAUCAACAGAAUGUUUUGAAGUCACUUUAAAUCACAGGAAAGAGAAAGGGAAGUAAUAAGUGGAGCACCACUGGGCUUUAGUGAGUAAAGUACAUAUUGGACAUGUAUGUAGUCAACAGGUAGGCUGAGGCACUGUCCUUGGUUCAUGUGAAAGUGGAUUAUUGAAAUGAAUGAUGGAAAAUGUGUUAAUCUGUGAACAUUUUUAGAAUAUUUAGUAAACACUUCUUUUAAGGAUUUCUUAUGAGUUACUAGGUGUGUGAUUUGGAUAUUUCCAAAUGUCAGAUAUAUAACUGUUGCAUGUUUUUUGUUUUAUGAGAAGAACAUUUAUUUUCAUAGAGUAACAUUUAAACUCUUUAGUAUGUGCACGUAGGUGCCUUUCCUCCACACAUGAGAACACAACUAAAGCUUUCCUAUUUUCUUGUUUACUAUGGAAUCCUAAGGAUUUUAAGUAAUUUUCUGGACUUAACCCUGAUAGCCCAGAAGUUCCCUCUCUGUUUUUUCUUUCUUUCUAAUUCAAUUCCCCCCCCACUGGAAUUUGCUGUCACAUUCCACAGUUGGGUGUGGUCUGCUGUUUGAAGUCAACAACUGCACUUUUUUCUAUGAUUUUUGACUUUCAGAUGUGUCAAUCACUGUAGUGCAAUUACUGGAAAUCACAAGGGAGCACUUGAUGUCAAUCAUUUAAGUUAUGUGUCAAAAUACAUAGUGUUUUGGUAAGCGUGGAUAAUUUAGAGAUUGAACGUUUGACGAAAUUAGCCCAGUGUGAUGAACUGCAUUACUGACUAGAAUGGCAAAGUACUGCAGACUCUUACAAGAUUAUUCAAAGAUCUGUUACCAUAGAAACUGAGGUCAAACUGAUUAGUUACUGUAAAUACAAUUGUAUUCACGUCAUCAUGCUCAGAACAUUCUGCAUUUGUUUUAUGAAAAUAAUCUUAAAACAAUCAAUUCAGCACCUUAAACCAACAACACUUCCAUCUGACAGUCAAAUGCUGCUCACACGAUUGUGUAAACAAUAGUACAUUUCUUUUGUAUUUGAACAUUUUGGUUGUUCCACAUUAAUUUAUUGUGAUGCGGUCAUAAUUGACAUGAAAAAUUCUUGAUGACAGAAGAUUGUUCGUAUAAAGCGGUUAUUUAUAUAGCACUACUUGGUUUUGUAUGUGUUACAUCAAGGUCAGGGGUAAGACUGUGUAAAGGAACAUUUGCAAGGAAGGCCAAAUCCGCAAGCAACUAUAUAUUCUUUUUAAUCUUUAUUUCUGCCUUUAGUAGGGCAUUAGUAGUCCACUUGUAUCAUACCAAUCUGUUGUAAAACAAAGGCUGAAUAAAGCAUAUUAAAAAUGUA